CAGCCAUUAAACCAAUGUACCGCAUUUCCUUGAGAUACUAAUCUAUACAGGUAUGGUGGUUGAUUGCAAGUUUUGCGUGGGGUGUUUACAGUCUCGUGCUUAGCUUAGAGAGCUAUCCCAAGAGGCCGGCCAACAACAAAGAAUGGACGUUUGGUCAGGUCGCUCCCGUUGUCUUGCUAUUAGCGCCUGUGCUCAGCGUAGUGGAGUUUCUCUUAGCCUUCUAGCGGUCAUAAUAAUCCCGCCCAAGCACAAGAAAUCUCGGAAGGAUCCGACAUGACCCCGUCCCCAGAGGCAAUGGAAAUAGCUGCGAAUGCCACUUCCAGUACAACAGACGGAGUCCUCGACGAUCCAGAUCACGACUAUUACCAAGAAUCUUGGUUUCAUUCUCUAAUUACCGUUCUUCUAUGCGGAGUAAUUAUUACCACUGUCAUUGUACUGUUCGUACCCCUUGCAGGGUUGGACAAUUCCAAGCUAUCUAAAGGGAAGCAACUUGUUUGGUUGCAACCAACAGCAAACUGGAUUGUCUGGUUUCCAUUUGCUUUUUUGUUCGGCAUGAUGAACGUAAUCCUGUUUUCACUGAUUUUGGGGAAUUUGAAGUGGACUGCCCUCGGAUUUCGGGUUUUUAUCUGGCUUGUUUCGCUUGGUAUUUAUUUUGUCAUUUCAUUUAUGAAUUCUUUUGGGUACAUAAUGGCGUUCUUUCUUCUCAUUUCGCUGUACUUCGGCCUUUCUUUCCUCUAUGCCAAGCGUAUACUGGCCGUUUCAUAACUCCGGUCGCGCUCGAUACUUGGGUAAUUCCCACCACGGCUGAAACUGGCCUAAAUCGGGGCUAAAAUUCACUAUAGGCGUUGGCUGAC
Molecule: messenger RNA, 854 nt
Organism: Trematosphaeria pertusa
Lineage: Eukaryota; Fungi; Ascomycota; Dothideomycetes; Pleosporales; Trematosphaeriaceae
Exons: 2
Coding region: 274-765 (163 amino acids)
Source: RefSeq, a predicted model, not a curated record